AUGGCCGAGGGCUUACUGGCUCUCAACUUGUUCAUGGUGAGUCAGUGCUGUGAGUCGGUGAAUGAGGUGAGUCAGUGCUGUGAGUCGGUGAAUGAGGUGAGUCAGUGCUGUGAGUCGGUGAAUGAGGUGAGUCAGCGCUGUGAGUCGGUGAAUGAGGUGAGUCAGUGCUGUGAGUCGGUGAAUGAGGUGAGUCAGCGCUGUGAGUCGGUGAAUGAGGUGAGUCAGUGCUGUGAGUCGGUGAAUGAGGUGAGUCAGUGCUGUGAGUCGGUGAAUGAGGUGAGUCAGUGCUGUGAGUCGGUGAAUGAGGUGAGUCAGUGCUGUGAGUCGGUGAAUAAGGUGAGUCAGUGCUGUGAGUCGGUGAAUAAGGUGAGUCAGUGCUGUGAGUCGGUGAAUAAGGUGAGUCAGUGCUGUGAGUCGGUGAAUGAGGUGAGUCAGCGCUGUGAGUCGGUGAAUGAGGUGAGUCAGUGCUGUGAGUCGGUGAAUGAGGUGAGUCAGUGCUGUGAGUCGGUGAAUGAGGUGAGUCAGUGCUGUGAGUCGGUGAAUGAGGUGAGUCAGUGCUGUGAGUCGGUGAAUGAGGUGAGUCAGCGCUGUGAGUCGGUGAAUGAGGUGAGUCAGUGCUGUGAGUCGGUGAAUGAGGUGAGUCAGUGCUGUGAGUCGGUGAAUGAGGUGAGUCAGCGCUGUGAGUCGGUGAAUGAGGUGAGUCAGUGCUGUGAGUCGGUGAAUGAGGUGAGUCAGCGCUGUGAGUCGGUGAAUGAGGUGAGUCAGUGCUGUGAGUCGGUGAAUAAGAGAAUUAUUAGAGAUUCUAAUGUAGCAUUAGAGAAGCAUUAG
Molecule: messenger RNA, 828 nt
Organism: Procambarus clarkii (red swamp crayfish)
Lineage: Eukaryota; Metazoa; Arthropoda; Malacostraca; Decapoda; Cambaridae
Source: RefSeq, a predicted model, not a curated record